AACGCAGGGACGUUGGGUGCGAGUCCCAUCCCGUCUUCCCUUUAUUGUCAGAGCGCGACGUGGCCUCGCCCCGGGUCUUCAUGAGGCAGCUGCCCGUCACCCCAGGCUACGGUGGCUUCGUGCCGUACCUGAGCUGCGAGGGCACCUCCAGCGAGGACCACAUGUCCCGCUGCCUGCAGGCCUUCCGGGAGAAGACGCAGCGCUACAGGGACCGGCAGAAGGAGUUCUGCCACGCGGUGGCCACCGCCCCCAAGCUGCAGCCCAUCUGCCAGGAGGAGACGGUCCUGCGGGCGCUGCACCAGUACUACCAGCAGUACCACCCCUUGCUCCUGGAAUGCCAACAGUUGAGGAAGCCGCUGGAGGAGCCCCCAAUCCCGGGCUGGGCGGGAUACCUGCCCAGAGCCAGCGUCACAGAGCUGGGCUGCGCCACCCGGUACUCGGUCAUGGCCAGAAACUGCUACCAGGACUUCCUGGACCUCAUGGAGCGGUCCAGGAGGGCGCACCUGAAGCCCUACGCGGAAAUCUACGGAGUGAAGUCCCCGCAGCCGCCGCCGCCGCCUCCUCCGAGAGUUUUGCAGCGUGACCGGCUGCCCAAGUACCCGGACUUCUCUCUGCCAGACAGCACCUGUCCUGGCCUUGCGAUACCCCCGAUAGAGCACCCCAGGCCUCCGGGGAGGUGUGACUUUGCUCAGAGCCCGAGCAGGAAGCUCUAUCUGGAGCCACUGUCCUCAGACAACGGCCCCCUGGGAGAGCCGCCCGGGGAGAGUGGACUCUAGGGGGCGCUCGGGAGCUAGCCAGCCUUCAGGGAGGAGCCGCCUUCCCUACCCCCAGCAGGACUAGGGAGCUUUGUGCAUGAGAGUCCCUUCCACCCUGGCGGGCUGGCAGACCCUCUGUUGUCCUGUGGGAAU
Molecule: messenger RNA, 908 nt
Organism: Pipistrellus kuhlii (Kuhl's pipistrelle)
Lineage: Eukaryota; Metazoa; Chordata; Mammalia; Chiroptera; Vespertilionidae
Gene: SPMIP5
Product: chromosome unknown C10orf82 homolog
Exons: 5
Coding region: 81-776 (231 amino acids)
Source: RefSeq, a predicted model, not a curated record